Molecule: messenger RNA, 1310 nt
Organism: Jaculus jaculus (lesser Egyptian jerboa)
Lineage: Eukaryota; Metazoa; Chordata; Mammalia; Rodentia; Dipodidae
Gene: Arl6ip5
Product: ADP ribosylation factor like GTPase 6 interacting protein 5
Exons: 3
Coding region: 51-617 (188 amino acids)
Biological process (GO): negative regulation of transport
Cellular component (GO): membrane
Source: RefSeq, a predicted model, not a curated record
GUCGCCGCGGCCGCCGGAUUCCGGAGGCGGAGGGAGCCCGGCGGAGGAGCAUGGACGUGCACGUUCCCCCGCUGCGCGCCUGGGACGAUUUCUUCCCCGGCUCUGACCGCUUCGCCCGGCCGGACUUCAGGGACAUUUCCAAAUGGAACAACCGCGUAGUGAGCAAUCUGCUCUACUACCAGACCAACUACCUGGUGGUGGCUGCCAUGAUGAUCUCGGUCGUGGGGUUUCUGAGCCCCUUCAACAUGAUCCUUGGUGGAAUUGUGGUGGUGCUGGUGUUCACGGCGUUUGUGUGGGCUGCCCACAAUAAAGACGUUCUCCGCAGGAUGAAGAAGCAGUACCCUACAACGUUUGUGAUGGUGGUCAUGCUGGCUAGCUACUUUCUCAUCUCCAUGUUCGGGGGAGUCAUGGUCUUUGUGUUUGGCAUCACUUUUCCUUUGCUGUUGAUGUUUAUCCAUGCAUCCUUGAGACUUCGAAACCUAAAGAACAAGCUAGAGAAUAAAAUGGAGGGGAUCGGAAUCAAGAGAACACCCAUGGGCAUUGUCCUGGAUGCCUUAGAGCAGCAGGAAGAGACCAUCACCAAAUUCACGGACUAUAUCAGCAAAGUAAAAGAAUAAACAUGACUUACCUGGUGAUGGAGCUGCAGCAGAUAAUGAGCUUCAGCUUGCCCUUGCCUAGACCAAUUUCUGUGUGUGUGUUUGAAAUUGGAGGUGCACAUUUUAUUACCCACCUAAGGCAGCAUGCAUGUACAGGCCUACCUAGUAACAUCUCUGAGGGGACUGAAGAAAGGACUCAGAAACAAAAAUAAAACCUGCCUUUUUAUUGUGUCUGAAGUUUCAAGUGUGCUUCUGAAAGAGACAGUACUGUUAUCUUGUAGGGAAAAAAGUCAUUGUAAAGUAUGGAGGCAAUAUGAAUACCAAAGUAGAUGUUAUGUGACAGCCUAUUUCUAAUACCCUCCAACAACUGCUCCAAAAUUCUCUAACACUGUAAUGUGUGUGGUAUGUCAAUUUAGUUGUAUUAUUAUUUUAAAUAUCAAAGAUUAUCUCUAUCACUUUGCCUCCUAUUGACAUGCAGUUUAAAACUAAACCAGUUGUUUGUACUUUGUUUAUGACUAUUAAGACAACUGUUUAGGAGGCUAUUUGUUAAGGUUUUAUAAUUUUUUUUUUAAUGCUAGUAAUGUGCUUUUACCAGCAGGUUUUUUUUCCUGUGGCAAACUAAAUGUCAUCUUCCUUAAGGAGGUUAUGGUUGUAUGAUCUCUAUUAUUCUUGACUUGUUAAAGCAAUACAAAAUAAAACCAACUUUGAGUUCUG